Molecule: messenger RNA, 803 nt
Organism: Anneissia japonica
Lineage: Eukaryota; Metazoa; Echinodermata; Crinoidea; Comatulida; Comatulidae
Exons: 8
Coding region: 66-773 (235 amino acids)
Source: RefSeq, a predicted model, not a curated record
UAGAAUACUUGUAAUAGAUAGAAGGUGUAGCUCAUUUCCUCAUUUUGAACAACCUGAAGACAAAUAUGUACAGUAAAAUGUCACAUUCUCUUCUCAUAUUACUUUUAUUGGCUGGUUUCUCAUCAAAAGGAAUUACUUCAGCAGCACCGACAGCAGUUGCACCAAAUUGCGAAUGGUUUUGUUAUGAAAUACUUACAACACCAGUGACAACUGAGGCACCUACAACAUUGCCGUCAACCACAUCAGUGACAACUGAGGUACCUACAACAUUGCCGUCAACCACAGAAUCAGCGACAACUGAGGUAACUACAACAACAGAGCUACCGAGAGAAGUUGUAACAAUUUGCCGUUGGGUUUGUUUGGAAAAAAAAACAACAGCACCAACGACCGCAUUAGUGACAACUGAGGGUAGUGGUUUGCUUGUUGGAAUUUUACUGGGUAUCGCCAUUGGGAUCGUAUCGACAUUAUCUAUUUGUAUUAUUCUCUGGAAAACGAGAUCUAAAUCUUUAAAGGCUACAAAAAGGACAAACAAUGAAACGGGAGCGAAGAUCAAUAUGACAUUUAUUGAGCAAACAGAAAAGAACCAGACGUACGAAGAUAUAGAGCAGCAUGACGAUUUAAGCGAGAAGAACCAGAUGUACGAAGAUUUAAGGGAGAAUGAAGAUUUAAGGGAGAAGAACCAGACGUACGAGGAGUUAAGGGAUAAUGAAAAUAUAAAUGGGAGUGAUGAGAACUUUUAUAUAAAUGUUAAGCAAAAAAAAGAAGAAAUGUAAAGAACGAAAAGUCUCUUUGUCUCUAUAAAC